AUGACCCCUGCGUCGACAAAGGAUGCAUGCAGACGUGAACUGCCCAGCGGAAACGAUGGCAUGGCCGCAGACGUCGCUGGCGCAAGUCGGACGUUCAGGUUGGGCACGUUAGCCACGAAGCGCACAAGCAGCAACGAACAGAGUCCAGGCGCUAGUCGUGGCUUUACGACGACUAGCGCAUGGACUCCGGUGUUUGUAUGA
Molecule: messenger RNA, 201 nt
Organism: Aphanomyces astaci
Lineage: Eukaryota; Oomycota; Saprolegniomycetes; Saprolegniales; Verrucalvaceae
Exons: 2
Coding region: 1-201 (66 amino acids)
Source: RefSeq, a predicted model, not a curated record